UCCCCCAUUUCAACUCUCUGUCCUGGUGACUCUGGUGACUGCUCUGGUCUAGUAUUCUUCAGCUCUUCUCUGCAAUUCCAUGGCGGUUCUACCUUCAACCCCUUCUUGUUUGGAGUUAACUAUAUCAGUUCCUGGUUUCACUUCAUCCCCAUCUAUUCCAUCUUCUGGUGGUUGCGUGAUGAGGGAUUUGGACAUAAAUCAAGUGCCUUCAGGAGCAGAGGAAGAAUGGAUGAUUAUGGGAAGCGCAGAGGAUGAAGAAGAGUGCGUCGGUGGUCCUCCCCGUAAAAAGCUUCGCCUCACAAAGGAACAAUCUCGUCUUCUUGAAGAAAGCUUCAGAGAAAACCAUACCCUGAAUCCUAAGCAAAAAGAAGCUCUGGCUUUACAGUUGAAGCUGAAACCACGGCAAGUUGAAGUCUGGUUUCAAAACCGCAGAGCCAGGACAAAGUUGAAGCAAACAGAGAUGGAAUGCGAGUACCUGAAGAGGUGGUUCGGAUCGCUGACGGAGGAGAAUCGGAGACUACAAAGAGAGGUGGAGGAGCUGAGAGCCAUGAGGGUGGGGCCACCGACGGUGAUGUCUCCACAUAGUAGCGAGCCCAUGCCGGCAUCGACGCUGACGAUGUGCCCGAGGUGCGAAAGAGUGACGAGCACGAGUAGUACCCUAUCACUCGACAAGGGCCCCACAAUCUCGACGGCCAUGGUUCCCUUGUCCUUCCAUCAUCCCAAUACAAAGACCCCACCAGUCCUCCACCACUCCAGACAUCCUUCCGCCGCUUGUUAAAGCCUAACACUGGGCCCCAUUCUACACAUCAAAAUAUUCAUCGUUCGCAU
This is a messenger RNA of Telopea speciosissima, 828 nucleotides long. RefSeq names its product homeobox-leucine zipper protein HOX3-like. Lineage: Eukaryota; Viridiplantae; Streptophyta; Magnoliopsida; Proteales; Proteaceae. Gene Ontology annotation, biological process: regulation of DNA-templated transcription. The transcript has 4 exons. The coding region runs from base 80 to 778 and encodes 232 amino acids. Gene Ontology annotation, molecular function: sequence-specific DNA binding; DNA-binding transcription factor activity, RNA polymerase II-specific. The record is from RefSeq and is a predicted model, not a curated record.